AGCCUUACUAACUUCGCGCAUAACCACCGGGCGGUUAGUUCGUGUCGAGCGUCCAGAGCCGGUGGCGCGCGCUUAUUUUCGCAGAGUCCUCUCGCCCUAGUGUCGCGGAUCGUUUGUGUGUGCCCUUUUUUUUCGUGUGCCAGCCAGCGUGCCCUUCUCGCCCUUCUCGCUCUGUCCCGCCCCAAGGAGUCUUCAACGUUGUGGUUUUGAUCUUGCGCCCCUUGGCGUGAAGAAAACGCUUAGUUCGCUUUCUGACCGAGUGGACCCACGGAUACCCGGACCUCCUGGCUACAUUGGGCCGUCCCCGCAAACCGAGUCAAUAUAAAGUGAACAUGUGGAAAAUACUACUGCUAGCCACGCUGGCGACCGUUUCGGUUGCCCAAGCGAACAGCAUCCGGCAGGAAUUUCCAGGACCGUAUUGUGCCGCGCGGAAGUACGAUUCCUGCUGUAGAGAACGUCAGGAUGGCUGCGCACAGCCUAUCUCUACAACGCUCUGCUACUGUGACGAAUUCUGCGAUCGCGGCGAGCAUGGUGACUGCUGCCCGGAUUAUAUGGAGGUGUGUCUGGGCGUCGUUACCGGUCCAGAAAACAUAACGUCAUGUGUGCAUAAGAACCACUAUUUCACACCAUACGACACACCGGUCGUAGACAACUGCAACACCUGCAAGUGUAACUAUGAUGGUUCGGUCACAUGCACGGAUGAUGUUUGCAUUGUGGAUGAUGCACUUCUCGCCCAGCUGCGCCAUUUAGAGCGAACGGUUGGCUGGACGUCAACGAACUACAGCGAAUGGUAUGGCCGCAAAUACGACGAAGGUAAGGUGCUGCGUCUCGGCACGUUGCAGCCGAACAAUCUUGUACGAGAAAUGAAACGCCUCAGCAAUAAGGGUGGUCAGCUGCCGAACCACUUUGACGCUAGUGAGCACUGGUUUGGACUUAUCACUGAAGCUCGCGAUCAGGGCUGGUGUGGUUCAUCCUGGGCGUUCUCGACGGCAACGAUGGCCUCGGACAGGUUUGCCAUCCUAUCGAAAGGACGCGAGAUGGUUCAACUGGCUCCACAGCAGAUGCUUGCCUGCGUGCGCCGUCAGCGAGGAUGCAAUGGUGGCCACCUGGAUACGGCCUGGCAGUACUUGCGUAAAGUAGGUGUCGUCAACGAAGAAUGCUACCCUUAUAUCGCGGCACAAAACGUCUGCAAAGUGCGUCCGGACGAUACUCUAGUAACUGCCAACUGUGAGCUGCCGGUGAAGGUGAACCGCACGAAAAUGUACAAAAUGGGUCCGGCGUACAGUCUAAACAAUGAAACUGACAUUAUGACGGAAAUCAAGGAUCGUGGAACAGUACAGGCUCUUAUGCGAGUUUACCGCGAUUUCUUCUCAUAUCGCAGUGGAAUUUAUCGUCAUUCAUCUGCAGCUACUCCCGCGGAGGAGCGAUCGGCUUAUCAUUCGGUACGAUUGAUUGGUUGGGGAGAGGAGCGAAAAGGAUAUCAAACUGUGAAGUAUUGGAUCGCUAUCAACUCUUGGGGCCAAUGGUGGGGAGAAAAUGGACGCUUCCGGAUUCUUCGGGGAGUUAAUGAGUGUGAAAUCGAAAGCUACGUUUUGGCCGGUAAUCCUUAUGUCCAUGAGCAUGUCCAGCCCGUACGCAAAGUAGGCGAAUUGCAGGAAUUGAUCGUUGGUACAGGAUAUGUUCCACAUCCAGGCCGUCGGUAUCCGCAAUAUAGACGGGCCUAAUUGUACUAAAUCCGUCUGUAACAGCAGUUCCGGUAGAUUACGUAAAGUGAACGUUUAUGUUUGUUUUAUCAUGCUCUCGAUAUUAAUGCUUAGCGCAAGUAUCUACAUUUCCCAUAAUCAGCUGUGAAAAUGUGCACAGUAUUAAGGGCAACAAUGGUGUGGAAGACGUGGUUGCAGGGAUGAUGUCAUGCAUAAUUGGAAAAAAAAAGUUGAAGACUACACCAUUCUCUGUUUAUUAUGUUACAGAAGAUGCGGUAGACAAGGAAAAUUGAAAAUUUUCUAACUGAGUAAAAAUGAAAUCAGUCCAUUAGAUAAAAAGAGCCAAAGUGCUGCUUAUUAGAGAUAGGCAAGCAAUACGGAACUGUAUCAUCGGCUGCAAACAUCUGCAACUGCACAGCUCAGACUAUAAUUUUAACCAAAACUGCUUUCGAUGGUGUUCUUCAUGUAACAAAAUGCGUAACGUUCAACGGAAUCUUUAUUUUUUACCAGCAUAAUGAGAUAGAUGUACGAAUUUUUUUUUGAUGUUUCGUAGUAUUGUAAAUGUAGGAAAACAAUAUUCGUAAAUCGGAGAGAGACAGAAAGUAACAUGGUAUUGAUAUUGGUUCAAAAAUGCUGGAAGAUAUAUGAUAGAAUAAGAAAUACAUUUGAUAACAUGACUGUACAAAUUUUCUUUCGAACAAAUAAUUAAACAGAAACUAACCGCCUUAUCAAUUGAGCGAGUAUUGUUUGUUAAAUUUUAGAUUGGCUGGACUUUAAGGAAUAUCACUGAAGAUUUUCUCAUAAACAACCAAAUUUUAAUCAAGAUUCUAAUAUUUUGCUUCUGACAAUUGUUCU
Messenger RNA from Anopheles nili, 2558 nucleotides. It is a transcript of the gene Swim, whose product is annotated as tubulointerstitial nephritis antigen-like. Gene Ontology annotation, cellular component: lysosome. The record is from RefSeq and is a predicted model, not a curated record. NCBI's taxonomy places the organism in Eukaryota, Metazoa, Arthropoda, Insecta, Diptera, Culicidae. Gene Ontology annotation, molecular function: cysteine-type peptidase activity. The transcript has 8 exons. The coding region runs from base 333 to 1724 and encodes 463 amino acids. Gene Ontology annotation, biological process: proteolysis.